UGCUGUUUCUAGUUUUUACUAUUUCUUAGAAAAAAUGGACAACACGAAGUUUGACGAGUCCACACAAAAAGAGCUGCAAACCUUCUUAGACAGGGAGCAGGCUCAGGCUCGUCUUCAUUCUUCCAUCCACAAUCUCACAAGCAUGUGCUGGGACAAGUGCAUAACUAGCACACCCGGCAACUAUUUUGCACGAGGCGAGGAAAGCUGCUUGGCAAAUUGCGUGGAGAGGUUUUUGGACACCAGCCUGUUCAUGGUCAAAGUCAUUGAACAACAACGUCAAAGUAUAGGACAAUAGUCAGCUCCCUGUUACUAUUUGCUUCUCCCACCUGCUUUCGAUGAAAAUGAACGUUCGCUCUUCCUGAAACGUAUCGACUAUCGUCAAGUUGGUCUUUCCCCCUCAGGCUGCAGUUUAUAUCGCACUGCUAUCACUCGCGUUGAAGCUAGUUUACUUGUAUAGAGGAAACACUCUCCUAAUACAUGCGUACCCUCGCUCGCUCGCAAUUGAGGUGUCAUUUAAGACAACGUCGUGAUACGGUUUUCGAAACUUCCGUGCUGUUUCAUAUUGUUGUCAAAAUUCCAGUUUGCGGAACUCUAGUCAAUUCAUUGUAUAACAAAAAAUAGCGCCAUGCAGC
Serpula lacrymans var. lacrymans S7.9 is the source of this 632-nucleotide messenger RNA. RefSeq lists its product as uncharacterized. The coding region runs from base 35 to 295 and encodes 86 amino acids. The record is from RefSeq and is a predicted model, not a curated record. NCBI's taxonomy places the organism in Eukaryota, Fungi, Basidiomycota, Agaricomycetes, Boletales, Serpulaceae. The transcript is spliced from 4 exons.